This is a messenger RNA of Vicia villosa (hairy vetch), 735 nucleotides long. RefSeq lists its product as uncharacterized. Gene Ontology annotation, molecular function: zinc ion binding; nucleic acid binding. The coding region runs from base 1 to 735 and encodes 244 amino acids. The record is from RefSeq and is a predicted model, not a curated record. The transcript has 2 exons. NCBI's taxonomy places the organism in Eukaryota, Viridiplantae, Streptophyta, Magnoliopsida, Fabales, Fabaceae.
AUGGACGAGAGAGGAAGCGAUAAGGCAAAGGCGGAGUUAGCUUUGCAAGUUCGUUUCAAUGAAAGGAGUAAAGGUUCGAAAGGGAAAUGGCCUUCGAAAGGGAAGCAAGGCGAUGGUGAACCUAAACAUUCGAAGGGACAAAAGGGUGAGAGCAGCAACUCAAACGGUUAUGGUGAUCGGAGCAACGCGAGAGGUGGAAAACCAAGAGACAUGAGCAAAAUACAAUGCUGGAAAUGCAAGAAACUUGGGCAUUUUCAAGCAAAGUGUGAUGCUAAACAGCUUGAAACUAAAGGGGAUGAAGCCAAGGUUGCUAGGCAAGAGGUGGAUGAUGAAGCCACACUCUUAAUGAUGAUUACCGAUGAGUGUGAUGGCAUGACGGAGGUGCUGGACAGCAGCUGCAAGUCACGGGACAGCAGCUACAGCAGUGCAGAAAAUGCGACAGUUUUGAGUUCGGAACAAAAUGUGAUGAUUUCGGUUCGUGAUGGAACUCAAGGGAAUGAGGAGUGGUACCUAGACUCCGGAUGUUACAAUAUACGGUUGGAAGAUAAGAUUUUGCGGGUUAUUGAUGCUAGUGGAGUGUUGAUCCUAAAGGCUCCCAUGGCUACCAAUAGGACUUUCAAAGUUGAGCUGAAAGUAUUGGAGCAUAGGUUCUUAGCUACAGCUGCAAGUAGAGAGGAGUGGUUAUGGCAUUAUCGUCUCUGUCACUUGAAUUUUCGUGAUCUCAAAGCGUUGUAA